GCCAAGAUGGCGGCGCGGGUGGCGCAGGGGCCGGCAGCCGGCGGGCGCGCCUAGGCCGCGGCGCCCGCCCCCCCCUCCCCUUCCCCCUUCUCCAUCCCGGGCGGGCUCCCCCCGCCGUCGCGGCCCCCCCCUACCCCACCCCCCUCACCCCCCUACCCCCCCCCCAAACCCCUUCGGCAGCGCGGCGGCCGGCAGGAUGCUGCCCUCGCAGGAAGCCUCCAAGCUCUACCAUGACAACUACGUGCGGAACUCGCGCGCCAUCGGCGUGCUCUGGGCCAUCUUCACCAUCUGCUUCGCCAUCAUCAACGUGGUGGUCUUCAUCCAGCCCUACUGGGUGGGCGACAGCGUCAACACGCCCAAGCCCGGUUACUUCGGGCUGUUCCACUACUGCGUGGGCAGCGGGCUGGCGGGCCGGGAGCUGUCGUGCCGCGGCUCCUUCACCGACUUCAGCACCAUCCCCUCGGGCGCCUUCCAGGCGGCGGCCUUCUUCGUGCUGCUGUCCAUGGUGCUGACGCUGGGCUGCAUCACCUGCUUCGCCCUCUUCUUCUUCUGCAACACCGCCACCGUCUACAAGAUCUGCGCCUGGAUGCAGCUGCUGGCAGCGCUCUGCCUGGUGCUGGGCUGCAUGAUCUUUCCCGACGGCUGGGAUGCAGAGACCAUACGGGACAUGUGCGGGGAGAAGACGGGGAAGUACUCCUUGGGAGACUGCUCCGUGCGCUGGGCUUACAUCCUGGCCAUCAUCGGCAUCCUCAACGCCCUCAUCCUUUCCUUCCUGGCCUUUGUCCUCGGCAACCGGCAGAACGACCUGCUGCACGAGGAGCUCAAGACAGAGAGCAAAGAUUUUGUCGGCACUGCGAGGAUAUAAGGCCGAGUGCCCACAGCAGGACCUUCUUCCCACGGCCGGCAGCCUGGGCGCUCCCUCCCCAUCCUGCCCUUCGUCUGCUGCCGGCGGCCACGCAGCAUCCCGCGCCGCCCCCCGGGCCCCGCUGCCUGCACCGGGGAUGUGCCGGCUGCCCGCCGCGUCUACGGCCACCUCCAUGUCCACGCCGGCACCACCAUCCCACGCACCCUGCCAGCUCCGCACCCCCCGCCGCCUGCGGGCCGCUGCCGGGGCGGGAUGCCCCAAACCUGCUUCGUUCGAGAACAGCGUCCAACUGAGGUUUUGUUUCAAGGAAAAAACAGUCUCAGAGUUUUUAACAGAUUUCUACAUCCCCAGGACUCCCAACCUGCUGUCUCCCACCUGAACGCGUGCCCAGUGACGCCCCGCACCAGCUGCUCCGGGCCCCGGCCCCCUCCCUGCUCCCAUUUUGUACAGCUCCGUGAUCCUGUCUCCACAGCCGGGGGACCUGGCAGCCGGGACAGGGCCCAACCCCUACUUUUACGUGUAAAUUCAUAUUCUCUAAACAGGGUAAAGUGACUCGAGCCCCCUCGCCCCCCACCCCAGGAGCCCAGCCCCAGGAUGUGGUGUGGCCCGGCGCGUGGCCGGGGCUGCAGGCUGCUGCUUGCUCCCCCCCCAGCAUAGGGACCGCAGGGGCCUCGCUGCUGCCGGCCACUGGGACACCCGACUCGCGCCGCUGCUGAAUGUAAGCCCUGGUAAGUGGGAGCAGCUGAACAUGCAAAACCCCCGGGCAGGUGCAAGAGGACCCCUCCGCCAGCCCCCUCCCUGAGCCGGCCGCGGGCUGUUGCCAAACACCUUCCCUCUCCAUCCCCAUACGGUGCUUUAUCUCCACUGGUGACGGCAAGGCUCUCCCUGCCACACGGUGUGGUCGGGGGGUACCCGGGCACUCCUGUGGUGGCAUCCUGGCCGUGUCCCCUGGCUGCACCUCGCUGGCCCGUGGUGAUGGCCCGCAGGGAGCCGGCGGCAGCUGCCCGGGGCAGCGCUGAGCCCCAGCAGCCUCCGAGCACGACCCAGCCUCAAUUGCACACACACAGCACCCAAGAGCCGGCACCGACACCCCUCCCCGGCACGGGCGGCCGCAGCCCGGCUGCGGCUCUGCUGGCCAGACCGGCACAUGUGGGCUUCCCCAGGUCCCGGCCGCGGUGGGGCUCGGGUCACCGCAGCCCUUGCAAUGCAAUAAAGUCCUCAGCACUGGCCGCGUCUCAGCGCGAGUAGCCGGGGGCUGUUUGCAGGGCCCCCAGCUCCCCGGGGAGCGACAGGCCAGGGGCAGAGCUGCACCCAGUGGGAGCGAGGCCGAGCCAGGCGCAGAGAGGAGAGCGGGACCGCGGCCCCGGGAUGGGCAGCCCUGGGGCAGAGGAGCCGCUGCCAACGGGGCAGGGCACGUGGAGGCUGCUGGGGGAUGGCAAUGAAGGGCUCUGCUGGAACCAUCGCCCAGCCCGGCGAGCCAGGGCGCCCAGGGCCGGCGGGAGCAGGUAAGUCGUGCCCUGAGGCCCUGCGGGGCGGCGGUGAGGGAUGGAGCUGUGCCGAAACACCGGCUGGGAGCCAAAGUCACUUGGGACGGCGUGGGUGCUGGCGCUCCUGCCAAGGGCCUCUGCCAGCCACGAGCCCGGCGGUGCCCGCGUCCCUCCGGCAGCCGCCCCCCUGGAGCGGGGCCGGCAGGAACCCCCCAUGCCCGGCCCCGGCAGCGCCCGGGUCUUGCCAACUUGUGCGUGCUGUUGCCGGCUGAAUUGGAAAAACAAACGAAGAAAAUCAGUGGAGAAAGGAAUACAGUAGCUGUAAUAUAUCUGUAUUUUAGUACAAAGUUUGAUACGGUGUUUCACAAAACCUUAUUGAAAAAUAUAAUUCAAACCAGA
Molecule: messenger RNA, 2751 nt
Organism: Aquila chrysaetos chrysaetos
Lineage: Eukaryota; Metazoa; Chordata; Aves; Accipitriformes; Accipitridae
Gene: LHFPL4
Product: LHFPL tetraspan subfamily member 4
Exons: 4
Coding region: 197-865 (222 amino acids)
Biological process (GO): gamma-aminobutyric acid receptor clustering; sensory perception of sound
Cellular component (GO): postsynaptic membrane; plasma membrane; inhibitory synapse
Molecular function (GO): GABA receptor binding
Source: RefSeq, a predicted model, not a curated record